CUGUGUACUGUACAGAUCAGCUGUCAGAGUUUUGUCUCUUCUUCAGCCACCGGCAUCAUUGACACUGACGGGAUGGCACAACAGGAGUGGACAAGUAUCUUCCAGAUGAAAGCAAAUAUUCUUAAACAAGGAGAUUCCUGGCAUCUGCAGUUUGAUGAAAGUAUUGUGCCUGACAGCCCAAACCUGGGAUGGGAGCAGUACAUCAGGAACACAGGUGCAUGGUUUGACUGCAGCUGGUGUAAAAGAGGCUGGCCUUCUAACAAGGUGAUGGUGGUCUUCCACAUGCGCCUGGUAGACAGGCAGGGCGUUGUCAAGGUGAGGCGCUUCCGUCAGAACUGCAAGAUGUGCGACAAAGCUCCAAUGGAGACGCCCAGCAUCUCCACAGAGAACAUCGAUAUCCUCCUGGAGAAUCUGGUGGAGAAGAUAAGAAUGAAAUGCUACCAUGAAGACCUGGGCAGAGGGAACAGGCCUUUUAUAAGCCUGGAGGUCAAAAGUCCCCAUGAGCCUGCUCAUUGUGAGGCCUGCAUUCAAGGCAUCUGUACAAGGAGUUAAGCUUGUGUUGCUUUCAAGUCAGCCUUUCUUUCAUUAAAAACAAAUAAAUCAUAUUUGUCUCAA
Molecule: messenger RNA, 615 nt
Organism: Micropterus dolomieu (smallmouth bass)
Lineage: Eukaryota; Metazoa; Chordata; Actinopteri; Centrarchiformes; Centrarchidae
Product: receptor-transporting protein 2-like
Exons: 2
Coding region: 73-552 (159 amino acids)
Biological process (GO): protein insertion into membrane; protein targeting to membrane
Molecular function (GO): olfactory receptor binding
Source: RefSeq, a predicted model, not a curated record